CUUUCUACUACAAAUUGAAUAUUCUGUUUCUCAUUUCUCUCGUCAAGGUUCAAUUUAACCUUCAUAAAAAUCUCCAUUGUUGUUAUUCAAUGGCAAACUGGGUGAUAAGGUCAAGAACCAUUGCCCAUCAUCUAAACAAAAAGAUGGGCUUGUUUGGAAUUCUCAAUCUUAGUUCUUGGAAUAGUACUUCUAAUUCCUUUCAUUCGAGUUCUUCAACAAUGCCACUUGGUGACAAACAUGGAAGACCACAUGCAAUUUUUGGUGAUUCAGCUACCCAUUUCGCCGUUCGGCGUUUCAAAUCCACCGAAGCUGAAAGAGUGUCCGAUACAAAAUUCAUUAACCAGGAUGGAGGUGAUCAGGCCUUGGAUUUUCCUGGAGGAAAGGUUGAAUUUACUUCAGAAAUGAAUUUCAUUUCCGAGUCUGCCGAUAAAAGAGUACCUUGUUAUCGAGUUCUCGAUGACAAUGGAGAGCUGAUCGUGUCCAACAACUUUGUACAGGUAAGAAAGGAAGUGGCCAUAAAGAUGUAUAGUGACAUGGUCACCCUUCAAAUGAUGGACAACAUAUUCUAUGAAGCACAAAGGCAAGGAAGAAUCUCUUUUUAUUUGACCACAUUAGGGGAAGAAGCAAUUAACAUUGGCUCAGCUGCUGCACUUAGUGCAGAUGAUCUUGUGUUGCCUCAGUACCGGGAGCCUGGACCUCUCAUGUGGCGUGGAUUUACACUGCAAGAAUUUGCAAACCAGUGCUUAGGAAACAAGGAAGACAAAGGAAAAGCCAGGCAGAUGCCUAUCCAUUAUGUCUCUAAGAAACACAACUACUUCGCUGUGUCAUCACCUAUUGCCACACAACUUCCACAAGCCGUGGGUGCUGCAUAUUCUCUUAAAAUGGAGGGAAAGAAUGCAUGUGUAGCUACUUAUAUUGGAGAUGGUGGUACUAGUGAGGGAGAUUUCCAUGCUGGUAUGAAUUUUGCAGCAGUUCUGGAAGCCCCCAUCAUUUUUAUUUGUCGUAACAAUGGAUGGGCCAUUAGUACUCCUAUUGAAGAACAAUUUCGAAGUGAUGGAAUUGUUGUAAGGGGUCGGGCUUAUGGAAUUCGAAGCAUCCGGGUGGAUGGGAGUGAUGCUCUUGCUGUAUUAAGUGCAAUUCGCACUGCUCGUGAAAUGGCUAUAAGUGAACAAAGACCAAUUUUAGUUGAGGCCCUUGCAUAUAGAGUAGGACACCAUUCCACCUCUGAUGAUUCCACAAAGUAUCGAUCCGUGAAUGAAAUUGAAUACUGGAAAACAGCUAGAAACCCUGUAAAUAGAUUUAGAAAAUGGAUAGAAAGGAAUGGCUGGUGGAGUGACAAAGAUGAAACUGAGCACCGAAGCAGCGUUAAAAAGCAGCUACUGCAAGCAAUUCAAAUUGCAGAGAAGACAGAAAAACCUUCAAUUGAAGGCUUAUUCUCUGAUGUCUAUGAUCAUCUGCCAUCAAACCUUCAAGAGCAAGAGGAACAAGUUAGAGAAACCAUCAGAAGACAUCCGAAAGACUACCCAUCUGAUGUUCCUGUUUAGAAAAUAUUAGCUAAAUAAGGACCAACAGAUGUGACUUCAUGAAAACUCAAAUGAUAAUGUGUAA
Messenger RNA from Quercus robur (English oak), 1608 nucleotides. Its product is annotated as 2-oxoisovalerate dehydrogenase subunit alpha 2, mitochondrial-like. The record is from RefSeq and is a predicted model, not a curated record. Gene Ontology annotation, biological process: branched-chain amino acid catabolic process. Gene Ontology annotation, molecular function: oxidoreductase activity, acting on the aldehyde or oxo group of donors, disulfide as acceptor. Bases 90 to 1544 code for a protein of 484 amino acids. Lineage: Eukaryota; Viridiplantae; Streptophyta; Magnoliopsida; Fagales; Fagaceae. The transcript has 9 exons.